CACAGAGUGCGAAUCGUGACUUCUGUUUUUCCCCUAACCUUUUCACUGCUGUCCUUCGUACGGCUCUUCAGUCACUGAUCAUGGCGCAUCUUUGGGCCCCAGCUCCCGAGCCAGUCACUGAACUGGGGCGGUACCGCAUCCUCUCCUCCACUGCCGGAAUCCGUGUCUCUCCGCUUCAGCUUGGAGCCAUGUCUAUUGGAGAUGCGUGGGCAGACUCCAUGGGCUCCAUGAGCAAAGAAGAGGCAUUCAAACUUCUUGACGCUUUCUAUGAAGCCGGCGGAAAUUUCAUUGAUACAGCAAACAACUACCAAGAUGAACAAUCGGAAACCUGGAUCGGGGAAUGGAUGACUGAGCGCAAGAACCGUGACCAGCUGGUAAUUGCCACCAAGUUCACCACAGACUUUCGGUCAUACAAGCUGGGCAAAGGAAAGGCGCCUAAUCAUUGCGGUAAUCACAGGCGAAGCCUCCAUAUGAGUGUCCGCGAGUCGCUGAAAAAGCUGCAAACUGAUUGGAUUGACAUUUUGUAUGUCCAUUGGUGGGAUCAAACCACAUCAAUCGAAGAAGUCAUGGAUAGUCUUCAGAUCCUGGUAGAACAGGGCAAGGUACUCUAUCUGGGCAUUUCGGAUACGCCUGCAUGGAUUGUGUCAGCAGCAAACCUAUAUGCGCGCUCUCAUGGGAAAACCCCUUUCAGCAUCUACCAAGGCAGAUGGAAUGUCAUGCUACGCGACUUUGAACGAGAAAUCAUCCCUAUGGCACGCCAUUUUGGAAUGGCACUUGCCCCGUGGGACGUCCUGGGAGGAGGAAAGUUCAAGACAAAGAAAGAAAUUGAAGAACGCAAGGCUCGGGGCGAGGGCCUCCGAAGCAUCUUGAGUUCGGAUCAGAGUGAAGAAGAGGCUGCGAUGAGCGCAGCACUCGAGAAGGUGGCCAAUGAACAUGGGAUCAAGUCUCUAACUGCGGUUGCCCUGGCAUAUGUUAUGGCGAAAGCGCCAAAUGUGUUUCCUCUUGUUGGCGGUCGCAAAGUGGAACAUCUCAAGGAAAAUAUCAAGGCUCUUAGUCUGAGAUUGACGGCGGCGCAAGUUGAAUAUCUUGAGAGCCAAACCCGCUUUGAUGUUGGGUUUCCCGGCAACUUCAUCGGCCCCGAUCCCAAGGUGACUGGCAAAGCAUCAUUCCUCUUGGCUGCCAAUGGUGCGUAUUCCUUCGUGCGGUCACCCACCUCUGUUACGAGCCCAGAAUAGAUUCGAUAUUACGAAAAGCUAGUUUUGAGGUGUGUGUGUCUAGACUAGUCAUGUUCUGGCUCGGAGCUUUGAACUAGCAACGAAUGAAAGUAUUACUAUGGGGUCAAAGCUGGGGCGUCCUGUAAUCAUUGCAAAGACUUCACAGCUCAUACAAAUCUAGUAGGCUAGGACACGAAGCCGGGACUGAGGGGUCCGAAAAAGCGAUCAGAGCCAGGUCUCCAAUAGAGUCAUUUCAAUCGCUAGUUUUAGAUGAAUUCAAGCCCUUCCUACAGUCACAAGUUAGCAGUAUUCCAC
Messenger RNA from Aspergillus novofumigatus IBT 16806, 1529 nucleotides. RefSeq names its product aldo/keto reductase. The coding region runs from base 81 to 1235 and encodes 384 amino acids. The transcript has a single exon. The record is from RefSeq and is a predicted model, not a curated record. Lineage: Eukaryota; Fungi; Ascomycota; Eurotiomycetes; Eurotiales; Aspergillaceae.